This is a messenger RNA of Triplophysa dalaica, 1367 nucleotides long. RefSeq names its product endoplasmic reticulum-Golgi intermediate compartment protein 2. Lineage: Eukaryota; Metazoa; Chordata; Actinopteri; Cypriniformes; Nemacheilidae. The transcript has 14 exons. Bases 154 to 1272 code for a protein of 372 amino acids. Gene Ontology annotation, biological process: endoplasmic reticulum to Golgi vesicle-mediated transport; retrograde vesicle-mediated transport, Golgi to endoplasmic reticulum. Gene Ontology annotation, cellular component: COPII-coated ER to Golgi transport vesicle; endoplasmic reticulum; membrane. The record is from RefSeq and is a predicted model, not a curated record.
GCCACAACGAGGCAGUGGUUGCAAAACAGCACAUUUAAACGGCAGCAAAUGGAUGUUCCCAUCAUGUUCAGUCCUUCCUUUUAAAGUUUUUAAAGAGCUUACUGUAAGUGAUCUCUAACACAGCUUGAGGUGAAUCCAGUUACAUCUUAAACAAUGAAGCGUCUAAAUAGAAAAGGAGCUGUCAACUUUGUAAAAGAGCUAGAUGCUUUUCCUAAAGUCCCAGAGAGCUAUGUUGUAACAUCAGCUUUUGGAGGCACAGUGUCCCUGAUUGUUUUCAUCCUCAUGGCACUUCUGACCAUCUCUGAGUUUCUUGUGUACCGAGACACAUGGAUGAAAUAUGAGUAUGAAGUUGACACAGAUUUUACAAGUAAAAUGAAAAUAAAAAUUGACAUCACAGUUGCUAUGAAAUGCGAAAGGAUAGGCGCAGAUGUGUUAGAUAUUGCUGAAGAUGUGGUUGCAGCAAAGGAGCUGACAUAUGAACCAGUCAACUUUGAACCCUCUGAACAACAGAAACUGUGGCAUCAGGUAUUACAGCAGAUUCAAGGCAGACUGAGGGAGGAGCAUUCACUUCAAGAUGUACUCUUUAAGUCUGCACUGAAAGGAUACUUAUCUGUCCCGCUUCCAUGGAAUGAUUCUGCAUCUUUAUCCAACAACAAUUCCUGCAGAAUACACGGAGAAAUCUAUGUCAAUAAAGUUGCAGGAAACUUCCAUAUCACGCUAGGAAAACCUAUCACUUAUCUCAUGGGUCAUGCACAUUUUGCACCUAUAAUCAAAGAAGAAGUUCAUAACUUCUCACAUCGAAUAGAUUGUCUGUCUUUUGGAAACGAAGUUCCUGGACACAUCAAUCCCCUUGAUGGCACAGAGAAAAUAACAUUAGAGCACAAUCAGAAUUUUCAGUAUUUUAUCACAGUUGUGCCCACCAAGCUUCACACAUCUGAUGUAUCAGUGAACAUGCAUCAGUUUUCUGUCACAGAAAGGGACCGGGUUAUAAACCAUGAAGCAGGCAGCCAUGGUGCGUCUGGCAUUUUUAUUAAGUAUAAACUGAGUCCGCUGAUGGUGAAGGUGAGUGAGGAGCAUAUGCCUCUCUCUGUGUUUCUUGUGAGGCUGUGUGGCAUCAUUGGAGGAAUCUUCUCUACCUCAGACCUGCUCCACAGAUUAAUUGGGUAUUUUGUUGACAUUAUCUGCUGUCGCUUUAAACUUGGACCAAAUUAUUCCAGGGAGGUCCUCCCUGAUUCGCAAGGCACACUGGAGACAUCAGUCGUGGAAGCAUAAACCAAAACAGACAAUUUGUCAUGCCUCUAUUGUUAACAGUCUUGUGGGUGAUUACCAAAUUGUGCGUUUAAGAAGGAGAGAAAAUAAAAAAUAUA